Molecule: messenger RNA, 351 nt
Organism: Rotaria sp. Silwood1
Lineage: Eukaryota; Metazoa; Rotifera; Eurotatoria; Philodinida; Philodinidae
Source: the annotation of a GenBank genome assembly
AUGAAAUUUCGAUUUAAGGAAGAAACUCCAAUUGAACAACGCAAACAGGAAGCAGAAAAAAUUCGGGUUAAAUAUCCUGAACGUAUUCCGGUUGUUGUUGAACGUGUGCCAAAGUCACAAAUACCUGACAUUGACAAACGUAAAUUCUUAGUGCCAAAUGAUAUAACAAUUGCACAAUUUAUGUGGAUUAUUCGUAAACGAAUUCAAUUGGCACCAGAAAAAGCAAUUUUUCUUUUUGUCAAUCAAAAGAUUCCUCCAUCAAGCUAUACAAUGAGUCAAAUUUAUGCUGAAAGUAAAGAUGAGGAUAGCUUUUUAUAUAUUGCAUAUGGAGGUGAAAAUACAUUUGGUUAG